AACUUGCACUCGACAUGGGCGCAAGUUUUCCCGUCGGGUGCGACCUUUGGCUUCUUGGAUUCCCGGGAAUCAGCUCGUGAAGUUCUACGAGACGCCAUUUUGGCCAUUUCGUUCGGUACGAUAGUCGAGAGGACGGCAGUGGAAGGUCAAUAUGGCGACGGAGACAGAGUUUUGUGCGGAUGACAGUCUACGAGACCACAUUCUCGUCGCGGUGGCAAAGUCUGUGGAAUCGGAAGCGCAGGAGCUGCACGUGACCGUGUCUCCUCGAGCCAUGACGGCGAUGGGUGACCUCGUGCUCAAGUAUUUGGAGCAGAUGGCUCGGGAUUUGGAGACGUUCGCGCAACAUGCAGGGCGCAAAUCUGUGAACAUGGACGACGUGCUUCUCACGGUUCGUCGGAACCCAAGUAUUGCUGCAAAUUUGACAUCUGUGCUGCAGGAGCUUGCCACUACUUCCAAAAAAAAUCAGGCGGACAAACUAAAGAAGAAGCAGGAUGUCGAAGAGGCUCCCCUCGAGAAGCCGAAGAGGAGAAAAAAAGACCCUGAUGAUGUGCAGCCCGGGAACGUGAAGCUGAAGAAGAAGCAGGAUGACGUGCAGGUUGGGAAACUGAGGAAGGGGCUAGAGUUUGACGAGGGCGAGGAACUGCGAAAGAAAUUCAUGACUGGUAGUAGACCAUGAGAAUGUCUGCCACAUCGCUGAGUAGCUCGAAACGAGCCAAUCAUCGCUAGCCACCAAACGGGAAGACAAUGUAGACGUGAAGCUUCUCUACAUUCUCUUACGGAGCGUAACGAUUCUGCGUCACAUCUUGCACCAGGUACUUUCAACAACUUGACAAGUCGGGUCUGCUGUCUGCCGUCUUGGGCAAAGCUAUACCCGAAGCAAUUUCAGAAUUACACUCAAACCAUAUCUUCCAGUUCGAGCGUGUUUAGUCGUGUUGUGUUUCCGCAGUCGUGCAGUCGGAAGACGUAACUUUUUGUGCAGAACAGAACAGAGUAGGUAGAUAAGCUUCUGUACAUUAUAUCUCUAAAUAUCCGCAGUGCCUGUGCGAGACUGCGCAAAGUCGUAGGUUUUCAAACUUACUGUGCACAAUCCCUUUUUUAGUGGUGGAUUCGUGUCGCAAUCUCGAUCCUCAACUUC
This is a messenger RNA of Marchantia polymorpha subsp. ruderalis, 1135 nucleotides long. NCBI's taxonomy places the organism in Eukaryota, Viridiplantae, Streptophyta, Marchantiopsida, Marchantiales, Marchantiaceae. The record is from the annotation of a GenBank genome assembly.